UGCCAGUCGAAAAAGAUGGCGGACUCCGAGGGAGACGAGGUCCGGACCGCUCCUCCGGCGUCGCUCAGCGCGGCGCCCCGCAACGGACCCGCAACAGGCUCGGCCACAACCACGGCGGGUCCGCGUAUCGUCCGAAUCGUGAAGUCAGAGUCGGGCUACGGCUUCAACGUCCGCGGCCAAGUAAGCGAGGGCGGCCAGCUGCGGAGCAUCAACGGCGAGCUGUACGCGCCGCUCCAGCACGUCAGCGCCGUGUUACCGGGGGGCGCGGCGGACCGGGCAGGAAUCUCCAAAGGAGACCGGAUUCUGGAGGUGAAUGGAGUGAAUGUGGAAGGUGCUACUCAUAAGCAGGUGGUGGAUCUGAUCCGAGCUGGAGAGAAGGAGCUGGUGCUGGCCGUACUAUCUGUGCCACCGCAAGAAGUGGACGGCCUGGAAUCAGGAGAGGAUGGCUCUGCUCCGCCCAAUUAUGACUACAGUGAUAAGCAGGCAGUGCCCAUCUCCAUUCCCACCUACAAACAUGUGGAGCAGCAUGGGGAAAGAUUUGUGGUGUACAACAUCUACAUGUCUGGCAGACAGCUAUGCUCGAAGCGCUACCGGGAGUUUGCAAUCCUGCACCAAAACCUGAAAAGAGAGUUUGCCACCUACUCCUUCCCCAAGCUACCUGGAAAAUGGCCCUUCUCCUUGUCAGAGCAACAGCUGGAUGCCCGCAGGAGAGGAUUGGAGGAGUACGUGGAGAGAGUGUGCUCAGUAAGGGCCAUCGGGGAGAGUGACAUUAUGCAAGAGUUCCUGUCUGAGUCGGAUGAGAACUAUAAUGGUGUAACGGAUGUGGAGUUGCGAAUAGCACUGCCUGAUAAGACCACCAUUUCUGUGAAAGUGCGUAAGAACAGCACCACUGACCAAGUUUACCAGGCACUAGUCAUAAAGGUUGGAAUGGACAGCAUCAUGGCCAGUUACUUUGCCCUUUUUGAGGUGAUCAACCACUCCUUCGUUCGUAAGUUGGCUCCCAAUGAGUUCCCUCAUAAGCUGUACGUGCAGAACUACACCUCUGCAGUGCCGGGGACCUGCCUGGCCCUGCGCAAGUGGCUCUUCAGUACCCAGGAGCACGAGCUGCUGCGGGAUAACCCCUUGGCUCUGCACUACUGCUUCCACCAGGCCCAGGAUGAUGUGAAGAAGGGAUUCAUCAAAGCGGAGGAUAAGUCCUAUCAACUUCAGAAGCUAGCAGAGCAGAGAAAGAUGGCCACAUACCUGAGUCUGCUGCGCACGUGCGAGGGCUAUAAUGAAGUCAUGUUCCCUCACUGCUCAUGUGAUUCGCGGAGGAAAGGUCACGUGAUCACCGCCAUCAGUAUCCACCACUUCAAACUGCACGCUUGCACUGAAGAUGGCACACUGGAGAAUCAGGUUAUAGCCUUCGAAUGGCCGGAGAUGCAGAGGUGGGACACUGAUGAGGAGGGCAUGGCGUUUUGCUUUGAGUAUGCAAGAGGGGAGAAAAAACCUCGCUGGGUCAAAAUCUUCACUCCUUAUUUUAACUACAUGCAUGAGUGCUUUGAGAGGAUUUUCUGUGAGCUCAAGUGGCGAAAAGAGGUGGAAGAGGAGGCUUCAGACAAGGACAACAAGAACUGCAGCAACAAUGAGUACCUCUCUCCGCUGGAGCAACAAAAGGGAUGGCGCCACCUAGGGGGCGAGAUAGCCACCUCUUAAGGAUCCCUCUCCUGGCCUCUGGAGAUCACCAUAAACUGAGCUGUACCAUGACAGUAGAGCAAACCAUCCUAAUUACCAUGUUACCACGGCAACACCCCGGCCAUGCCAUAACAACCAUGUUACUACGAGGACAAACGGCUUCCUUUCAGCUGCUGGGGGUUUCCAUAGGCCUGCCACGUCACCUUGGCAACUCAGAAUAACCCUUAUUACCAUGGCGACACAGACUCAUAGCUAAGCUAGAGGCAAAUUCGCUACAAAUGGACAGCAUCAAAAGGAUCUGCGCUCAUGUCAUCAGUAGAUACAUUCACCUCAUCACCCGGUAAAUGCAGAAAUGCAGAGGACAGCCUGAGGGCUCCAGCACCAUUGGGUGUUGAAGUAGGCUCUUGCUCUCCUGUUGGGCGACGCUACCGCAGCAUGAGCCACCAUCGGUCGAAGAAAAGGCGCUUCGUCACCAUCACAGUGUAGUGACCAGCAACCACUUUUUAAUUGGUUGCUGAUGGCACUACAUUAAUGUGACUGAUCAGAGCCAGCACGUGUGUUUGGAUUUUGGAGCUAUUUAAGAGAAACGCUGGGUGGCUAAAACUGUUGAGUUGAGGCACGGGGGUAUAAGUUAGUAACUGAUUAUUAACACUAUGAUCGGAAGCAUUUAAACUCAUGGAGCUUUGAAAAUGCUGGACUGGUGCUCACUGAAGCAUUUUUGAGGUUUAACCUUGUCUUAGUGGUCCUCUUAGAUUCAGACAUGUUCUUCUGAACAAAGGCGCUUAAUAGCAUCACUGUAGUUAAUGAUUUAGCAUCGCUGGCUAAAACACUCUAACACAGGCUAAACUUGUCGGAAAAUACUUGGAAAGGUGCUUGUUAGCUUUCUUUUUGUGAGGCGCUCGGUUAAUUUUCAGUAACAGCCAUUUGCAAUAAGGACAACAAAUUUUGGUUAGGUGCAAGACUGCUUUAGAGGCUUCUGAGAUUGAACCAUGGGAGAGUUACCGUAAGAGGAGUGUGUGUGUGUGUGUGUGUGUGUGUGUGUGUGUGUGUGUGUGUGUGUGUGUCUGCUCCUAAGGGGAAGCAGAUGAGGUGUGUGAAUGUCACUCCAUGCAGAGGGUAUUGUAAAUUUUGAAUGCCGGCAAUAAAACGGUAGGAUUCGGUAGCACAGUGGUUGUUUAGAUGGUCAGCAGUGGGGAGUUGUCAUUUAAUGUUCAGGUGCAGUUCUGUAGUCUUCCUGUAGGGGGCAGCAGCACCACAUACAAAUGAGUUUUCUUACACAUCUAAAGUCUAACGGAGGGAGAUGGAGAGAACAAUUUUGUGUUUGCGAUUGGGUCAUGUUUAGCAGUUUAAAAAGGGAGCAGUUUUGUGUAUGUGUGUGUGAGACAGAGAGAGAGAGUUUUAACUGUAUUGAACAGUUAAAAGGUCUUCCAGGCUCUUCAGAGCAAUGACUCCCUGGGGCUCUGUAAUUUGCCCUCUGAGCAUAGCACUGCAUCUCGUCUAUUAAGCGGGAGGAUGGAGAGAGCAAGAGGAAAGCAGGAUGUUAAAGAUAUACCAGCUCUGUUUUAUUAAUGUUAACUUUACUCUGUUCAGCUGAACAGGAAGCUGUCUGAACCUCCUCAGAACACAAAUUGAUGUCUGGGCGUUUAUGAACAUGUUGUUAUAUUUCUUUCUUUCUUUCUUUCUUUCUUUCUCUCUUUCUUUCUUUCUUUCUUUCUCUCUUUCUUUCUUUCCCUCUCUCUCUUUUGUUCUUUCUUUCACUCUGUCUUGGUGUGUCUCUCUAUCAGUGUCUUUCAAUCUUUCUUUUACUCUUUUGGUCUUUUUCUCUCUCCCUCCCUCAUUCCUUCUCUCUCUCUCUCUCUCUCUCUCUCUCUCUUUCUUUUAGAGUGUGAGUGUGCUCCAUAAUUCUUUUAAUAAAUUAAAGGGAAUACUCGAUCCAUGUGAAAAAACCUUAAUAGUUCCUUGAUAAUUCAGCCCUAUCAGCUGUACGUGUUUGUGUGUGUGUGCGUGUGCGUGUGUGUGUGUAUGUGUAUGUAUGUGUGUGUGGGGUUGGGGACCGGUGUGGGGAGGGUCAGAGAAGAUCCUGCUGUUGCCUUGGCAGCGUAAUAUCACACAUGCUUUUUUUUGCGCUCUGUGUAUUUACAAACCUGACUAACUCCAUUAGUGUGUACUGCUGAGUCACAAACAUUCAGUGAUAAGAAUUCAGUGCAAAGACCUGUUCAUGUUGUUGUCGUUUUUUAAUUUUAUUUUUUUAUUGUAACUCAAAAGAAGAGCGAGUAGGGCUUUUUUGCCUCAAGGGUGUGCUGUGUCUGUAGUCGGUGGUCAUAAUUUCGUAAGAACACAGACGUUAUCAUUUUAAAGUGUCCAAAAACAAACACAAAAAAAAAAAACUACAAAAACAGACGUGUGCAACUGUGUCGUAAUGUUAACCAG
This is a messenger RNA of Colossoma macropomum (tambaqui), 4104 nucleotides long. It is a transcript of the gene snx27a, whose product is annotated as sorting nexin 27a. Gene Ontology annotation, molecular function: phosphatidylinositol-3-phosphate binding; protein binding. The coding region runs from base 16 to 1695 and encodes 559 amino acids. The record is from RefSeq and is a predicted model, not a curated record. Gene Ontology annotation, cellular component: early endosome. Lineage: Eukaryota; Metazoa; Chordata; Actinopteri; Characiformes; Serrasalmidae. The transcript is spliced from 13 exons. Gene Ontology annotation, biological process: intracellular protein transport; signal transduction.